This is a messenger RNA of Pantherophis guttatus, 1628 nucleotides long. The record is from RefSeq and is a predicted model, not a curated record. NCBI's taxonomy places the organism in Eukaryota, Metazoa, Chordata, Lepidosauria, Squamata, Colubridae.
GUUUCCUGAAAGCAACACAAUAAUACAAUAUUAAGAAACCAGUCAAUCUGAAUUUAUAUGAAAUGAGAAGAGCUACUUCAACUACUAAGAACUAAAUAGAAUUUUAGACUACUUUUUAAAGCUCCAUUUGUAAGAUCUGAGAUAAACUUUUAAAUUAAAUAAAUGGCCAGAGCCCAUCUUUAAAUAUUUAAUUUCAAGUUCCACUUUAGAGAGUUUUAGUUUUAAGCAUCUGAUCAUGAAGUCUGUUUUUAAUGUCUACAACAUAUCGGGUAGUAUGUUCCUCAAUGCCAUUGGCAAAUUGGAUCUCUCUUUAACAAAUUUCACUCUUUGUUUCUUAUCCUGCCCUCAGGAUAAUUCAAGAUGGCAGCAACGGAGGAAGCAUAGUUACAUCGCAGGGAGUUAAAAGAAGAGAAAAGUUGCUAUUAAAGUAAGAUAAAUGAUAGGAGAAGAGGUGGAGAGGGAAAGACAAGUCAUAGAAUAAAUCAUAGAGAAAGAAAAAUAAGAGGAGAAAGGAAAAGGAGAGGAAAGACUGGAGAAAUAGGAGGAAAACGAUUCACAGUGAACUUGGCCUGCUGAGAGAGGCCCAGCUGCAUCCGAGAGGCCUUCCGAAGAGCACGGAGGCCCAUUGAAGCGAGGUGAGUGGAGAGCCAAAACACACUGGUGGAGAACAGGGAGGCGAGCCGGUGAGCGAGUGGGGCCCUGCUGUGGAGCAGGGAGGAAAACCAUCCGUGGGACAGAGAGGCGGGCCAACUGAGGGCAAAGCAACGACCAGCAGAGAAGGAAAAGGCGAGCCAGUGAGAGAGAGAGAGAGAGAGAGGAGCAGGGAGGAGGAGGAGGGGAACUGGCUGUGGAGAGGAGACAAGAGGCGAGCUUGCCAUGGGCCAUCCGGGCAGUCCUGUUGUUGGGAGAAACAGCACAAAUGGGAGCCACGUGGCUGAGGAGCCAGGAGCAGCGCCAGCACAGCAUACGGGAGUGCUAGAAGCGAGAGGCAGCACAACGAAGCAGAUCCUGAGUGGAGUGUGGAAAGCAACGGGAGAGCAUCAGUGCAACCGGAGGCUGCUGGUGUUGGUGGAGCAUUUCAGCACAGGGGAUCAGCGAACCGGUGACUCAGAAUGGCAACAGAACAGUGUGGGAGACCAACAGGUCAUUUAUGAAGAUAUUGAAAAGCACUGGACCCAAGACAGAACCUUGAGGUGAUCCCCUCAUUUUUUUGAAGAGGUGCAGCAUGACAGAUCCCUAUCGUUAUACUGCCAUUCAAGUGGGGAAUACUCACUUAUUGCUCUCAUUCUGUUUUCCUAUGUAUCCUGUAUUUCCCUAGUUUAUAACUUUUACCCUGCCACCUAUUCUGCCCUGUGCUUUGAUUUACCUUGGGGGAUGUACAAGGGGGGAGGGUCAUCUGUUUUCUCUCAGUUUGGAAGCCUCACAAAAGAAACACAUGGGAAUGACUCCUUAUCUCUUUCUCAGGAUGACCCGUUUCCACAACAUCUUUGCACCUGUGGAAUAGCUCAUUCAACAUCAAACUGGGAGGGGUUUCUAAUCACCUUAUCCUAACGGAAUUGCCUGGGAGGAACAGCUUUGAAUUGUUUUACAUUCACUUUCUUUCAAUAAAAGUUUCCUUUUGAAAUGUU